AUGGCUGGAAUUGGUGGUGCUUUAGGAGGAAUCAUUGAUGGAAUUGGUGGUGCUAGCGGAGCAGAUGGUGCGGGUGCUGCCUUAUUGGCCACUGGAGGAACCACACUUGGAAUAGGUGGUGCAGUUGGCGGAACAGGAGGUGCAGGAGGUGCAGGAGGUACAGAAGGUGCACUCACAUUUCGUUUAGGAGGUGCCGCUCCAAAAGGAUUAAACUUUUUCUUUUCUUCCCUUGGUUUCUCAGGAACAGGAGUAGACGCUUCUGAUGAAGUUGAAUAUCCUGAUUUUGACCCAUCAACCACAAAUGACUCGUUUCUUUUCGAGUUGAUCUCAGCAAGGAAUGGCAACCCUCCUGCUGCUGGCGUGGGGGAUUUUGCUUUUGAUGAUGAUGGUGGUGGGAGUGAUAACGUAGGUGGAGGAGGGCCUGGUGGUGGGGGAGGUGGUGCUCCACCAGUUGGUAACACAGGAACCAUAGGUGGUGGAGGUGGAGGUGGAGGAGGUGGUGGAGCCCCGGUAGUUGACAACGGUGGUGCCGGUGGAGGUAUAGGGGCAGCAGCAGGUGGUGGUGGAGGUGCCAGAGGAAUAGCUGGUGGGAGCAUGUUUGGAAUAGGUGGUGGUCCCGAAGUAGGUAUUGGUGGAGGAGGUGGAGGUCCUGAUGCAGGAAUAGCUGGUGCUUUUGUACUUGAACUCAUUCUAUUAUUUGUAGGCACUGAAUCAACCACAUGCUUGUCAUCUCGUUUUGCGUUAAUUUCACUAAGGAAAGGUAAUGGCGAUGCCAGUGGUGGAAGAGCCGUAGCAGCAGCUGGAGUACUAGAUGCAGGUGGUGGUGGUGGUGGUGGAGGUGGAGGUGCCGAUGCAAGUGCAGGUGGUGCCGCUGGGGGUGCUGCCGGAGGAGGAGGUGGUGGUGGUGGUGGUAUGCCCAUUGGAAUUGGCGGAAGUGGAGGUGCAGCCAUAGUAGGCAAAGGAGGUGGAGUUUUAUCUUCAAUCACUGAAUUGACAGAGUCUGUUCUAAGAUGGGUCGAUUUCUUGGGUCUGGUGGGUGGCAUCUUCGGAGGACUUGGGGAAACCACGGGUGGCGGUGGUGGUGGGAGUGACCCUGGAAUUGGGGGUGCUGCCGUUGGAAUCGGGGGCGCUGCUGUUGGAACUGGUGGUGCAUGUAUAGUUGGUGGUGGUGCUGACAGAAUACUCAGAGAUUUUUUAUGGGCUGGUCUUGAACCAGUGGGGACUGAGGGUAUUUCUGGAUGUUUGGUAGGUCUCGAACCAGUGGGCACGGAAGGGAUCGGCGGAUGGGCCGCUGAAUUGGUAGGAAUUGGGAUCUUAGGUGCUGAUGGAGGAACCAUUCCUGAUCUAUUAUCCACAUGUUUCAACUUUGGCAUACCGCCGGCGAAUAUAUCACCCAAUUGUGGAGGUCCAGCUGAAGGAAUAGCCGGUGCAUGUGAAGAAGAUGUAGAUGUGGCAUUGGAAGGUUGUGGUGGUGCUGCUGAUACUGAUACUUUACUGUCUAUGAUUGGUUUUGAUUUAUCAACGGUGACUGCCUUUUUCAAUUUCAUUCCCUUACGAAUAUCACCAAGAAGAGCGUCUCUUCCUGGCGGCAUUGCUGGAGGAGGACCUGCACUGCCUAAACUGGGAGGGGGCGGUGGACCUGGUGGUGGUGGUGGACCCGGAGGAGGUGGUGGCGGUGGUGGUGGAGGAGGAGCUGCCAUUGUAUGA
Molecule: messenger RNA, 1707 nt
Organism: Spathaspora passalidarum NRRL Y-27907
Lineage: Eukaryota; Fungi; Ascomycota; Pichiomycetes; Serinales; Debaryomycetaceae
Exons: 1
Coding region: 1-1707 (568 amino acids)
Source: RefSeq, a predicted model, not a curated record